This is a messenger RNA of Fusarium graminearum PH-1, 300 nucleotides long. RefSeq lists its product as uncharacterized. NCBI's taxonomy places the organism in Eukaryota, Fungi, Ascomycota, Sordariomycetes, Hypocreales, Nectriaceae. The coding region runs from base 1 to 300 and encodes 99 amino acids. The transcript has a single exon. The record is from RefSeq and is a predicted model, not a curated record.
AUGUGCAAAGGACUGUAUGCAACGAUCAUUGAUGACCUCGGACCACAGAUGCAUCGACCGGAUAGAAGGACUAUUGAGGGGGCCGGUCUUGCUCAACACCAACAGACAAAACGCCAAGGAGAAGAUUUUUCGAGACACACCCAGGUCCAGGUCAGAUUCCCCGAUGGUUUCUUGUUCUCGAUGAGGCACAUCGCUUGGGGCGAAAACGCCCAGGACGCCAAGCGAAAGGAAGAUGACCUAAAACUAAACGUCCCAAACAAGAGUCAGAAUGAAAAGUCCAACGUUGUGUCUAUCGCUUAA